AGAACCCUCCAUGGGCAGAACACACGACCCACGUGAACACGCACUAGAGUGCGUUGAAGGCACGCAACAACUUAGAAUCAAGAUGGCGCCCCAAAUAACAUCAGUUUUCUUUUUACUUUCAUUGUCGUAUUUGACCAAAGGAGCUCUUACACAAUUCAAUUCGGAACAUAUUUUGCUCAACGUUACAACAGCUGGUGAGCACAAUGAAAGUACCCAAAAUCUACAAAUUAGUUUGAACUUUACUUUCGUAGCCAACCAGAGUUACAUUAACGAAAUUCCUGUGGCGUCGGAUGUAACUAGGCUACCCUGUCAAGCUUUACUUUUGGACAGCAACAAUAGCCGCACCACGAAUGCCUCGGGUCUUUACACGUCCUGUGUAAUGCGGGUCCUUGUGGACCAGUUGCAUCUGAGGAGUGAUGGUGGGGAAGAUGUGUUGGUUUUGGUGCUCAAUGAGGAAGUCAUCGAGUUAGAAGGGAAAGGGGUUCAACAGCAAGAUGUGUGUGAAGUAAAACUAAUGGUGAAUGAAAAUGUGGAGUCCCUGACACAGUUCAUCAGCAUAUACCCAAUGUCCAAGAACAAACUCUUCUGGAUAUCAAGAGAAAAUGAUAUUGUCUUGACUAAUCCUCCCAUUAAUAAGAAAGUGGAGGACCAGGUCGUGCUGCACACCACUAGCCACUAUCCGUUUAAGCACGCCGAGACCACCCAGGAGGAGACCGCCGCCCCGGGCAAGCUCCCCGAGACCCCACUGCGCAUGGACCCUGACCUGCUGUAUGACAGUGAGGAAAAGGAGGCUAUAUCCGAUUACCUGCUGCCAGAGUCAUCUCUCCGGGCGUCCAUGUCCUCGUAUAAUGCCAUGUGUGAGUGGGUGGAGCAACUGCGAGAGCGUCUGCGGCGCUUCUGGGCCGAGUCCCUGCCCGUCUUCUUCCUGGUCAUGUGGGUGGUGGUGGUGGGCGUGGUGGGCUCGGCAGUCAUCGUGCGUGUCCUGGACCUGAUCUUCCCCACCUGCGAGCACCCGGGGGUGUUCCAUCUGAAUCCUGCCACACUGAUGCCCGAGGAUGAGAAGUGCACCCUGCUAGAGAACAUUGAAGUAGAGCUGGAGGAGGAGGAGGGAGAGGGCGAGGGGAAUGGAGCCGGAGACCAAGAGAAACAGCAGGCAUAGGGACAGCUGUGGAUCUGCCCUUGGGGCCAAGCGGCAUUCGUUCGGGUAAGCCAGCGUUUCCCAAUUCUGUUGGCCAACACCACAGCUCUGCAUGGUUUGGGGUCUUUCCCAAACCAUACUUGGCUGAACUCAAAGAGAUUGAGCCAAGGCUAAGUCCAUUCUUUCUCUCUCAUACACGGCUUGGAGUUCGGCAACAGGAUGGGGAAACGCAGAGCUAAGGGAAACCAAUGACUUUGUUGUAGCACUUUAAAAAACACAUGUAUAGAUCAACAUUUUCCUCAUUGAUUUUGUUACCAGGAAUUGUGGUCCUUUGUUAUGACACAACUUAGAAUGAUAAUAUAACACUCAAAAUAACCUAUUUAAAACACUUUGUAAAUUUUAAGAAGGGUGGGAUGUAUCUAAUGAUUGUUACCUUUCCGCACCUGCUAAGAUCGAUGUCGUUUAUAGUUACAGCUGAUAAAUAAGUAUUGAAUACCGUUCUUUUAGUGAACUAGAGUCGCAUCUUAGCCAUGAAAUGGCUAAAUCUGGUUCCCCCACCUUUAACUUGAUACAGCGGGGAAAAUAAAUAUUGAACACGUCAACAUUUUUUUCAGUAAGUAUACUUCCAGUGAGGCUAUUUGCAUGAAAUUUUCACCAGACAUUAGUAUUAACUUAGGUAAUCCACACAUAUA
Messenger RNA from Alosa alosa (allis shad), 1830 nucleotides. It is a transcript of the gene ginm1, whose product is annotated as glycoprotein integral membrane 1. The transcript is spliced from 8 exons. The coding region runs from base 11 to 1159 and encodes 382 amino acids. NCBI's taxonomy places the organism in Eukaryota, Metazoa, Chordata, Actinopteri, Clupeiformes, Clupeidae. The record is from RefSeq and is a predicted model, not a curated record.